Messenger RNA from Ichthyophthirius multifiliis, 741 nucleotides. RefSeq lists its product as hypothetical. NCBI's taxonomy places the organism in Eukaryota, Ciliophora, Oligohymenophorea, Hymenostomatida. The record is from RefSeq and is a predicted model, not a curated record. The transcript is spliced from 6 exons.
AUGGAAUAUAAGUAAUAAUAAGGCAAAGAAACAACUAUGAACUUAAAUAAUUUUUUUUCAACAUAUAUAGAAGCGGAAAUAGCUUUAAAAAAGAAGAUUUAAAUUUGUCAUAUAUAAUUCUAGACAUAAACAGGAUAUGGUUCAAAAGUUCAAUAUUAGAAAUAAUAUAAUUUUGAUAUAACAACCGGAAUCGAAUUAUUAUAAAUAGAAGCUAUCGAUUAUAAUAGAUUAAAUCCUAAUUUAUCAUUAGGUUCAUAAAAGUUUUUAAGCGAAAACAUUUUCAAAAUAAUUGAUAAUAUUAAAUAAAACGAAUAAGAUUUGUUUGAUUUCGAAAGAGACUUAACUUUGUUAUAUUAACCAUUUAAAGAAUAUUGCAAAAGAUUCAGUAAUAUUAGUUUAGAAAAGGAAAUUUAGUUUAAACCCACUCCCAUUAAGGUUGAAAAGCCAACUGAAUAUAAAUAAAUAGACUUAAGGAAUACUACAUUACAAGGAAUAGUAGAAGUUGAAAAGAACUCAUUUGAAUAUACUAAAUAUUUCUUUUUAUUAUUUUUCUUAACUAUCUUAAUUUGUAUGUUUUAUAGGGCUUAGUUUUUCGAUGAAAGGUUCGUAAAUGUUAAUAAUUUCAAUAGAGAACCUGGAUAUGAAGGAAAUUAAAACAUUGGAAAUAAUUAAAAUUCACCUGAAUAUAUAAAUGCUUAAUAUGUCAGAAAUUCAAAAAUAAGUAUUAUAACUAAAGUCUGA